AUGAAUUUGAGUGCAUGGAUUGAUUUGCAAGGUUUAUUUGUUGAAUUACCAAUAAUGAUUUCAUUUAUACCUGAAGGCUGGGCAAUACCAUCAGUGAUUGGUUUGUGUCUUUGUGCCGCUAAUAUCAUGCCUGCUGUAGUCGCAAUUUUACGAUGGUAUCAAGGAAAACGUUUUUCUGAAAUUCCUUAUAUUUAUAUUAUUAUAAUUAUUGGUAUUGUUUCAUGUUGUGUCUUGGCUUUCUCCUGGCAAAAAACUACAUAUUUAUUUGGUCGUGAACGAAGUUUAUGGUUGAUUGGAUCUGCUUUCACUCUAUGCAUGCUUGAUAGUACAUCAUCACUUGUCUUCUUUGAUUAUAUGAAACGAUUUCGUAUUCGAUAUUUAACAGCAGUAUUUUUAGGCGAAGGACUUACAGGUGUAAUCCCUACAUUAUUGUUAUUAGCACAAGGCAGUGGUGGUGAAGCAAUUUGUGUUAAAAGUAAUAAUGGUACUACAUUGGAACCUAUUUUUACUCAGCCACGUUUUAGUGUUACUAUUUAUAUGCUUCUUAUUGCAAGUAUUAUUAUUGCAUCACUUAUUGCAUUUGUUCUAUUGCGAUGGACAAAUAUAGUCUCAUUAGCUGAUGCUACAGAGCCGACAAAACUCAAUGAUAGUACAACAAAAACAACAUCAGAUGCUGGUGAAAAUUCUCCUAUGGUUCCUGUAGUCGAACUAUUUAAUCCAUCAAAACCUGUCAAACACAUAGCUACAAGCUCAUUUAUUUGUCUUCUAUGUAUUAAUACUUAUAACUCAUUCGUAUUAUACGGCAUUUUACCUUCCCUAUCUACGUACAGUCUAUUGCCUUAUGGACAAAGAGUAUUUUACUAUUUUUGUUUACUCAAUCCUCUGUCAUAUUCUCUUGCAUUAUUAGUCAGUGUAAAAUGGGCAACUUUAUCAGUUUUUAUAACUAUUAUAGGAACAAUAAUUGGAUCUAUUUUAGCUGUUUUUAUUAUAAUUAUUGCUACACAAAGUCCAUGUCCAUGGUGGGCAGAUACAUUACAUGGAGCUUUGAUUAUGUUAGUUAUUUGGUUUUUAAUGACUGUAAUCAUUGCUUAUCUACGAAUAACAACAGGCAAUUUUAUUAAAGGUGAAUGGUCUGAAGAAAAGGUAUUUAAAAUGUUUCAAAGAAAUCAUAGAUCUGCAUUUGGAAUUGGCCAUACAAGAACAAGAUCAGGUUAUCAAACAAACAUUGGUGGCCAUCCUCAGUGGGAAAUAGUAAGUGGUAAAGUCGUCUCAUCUAGAAAUUCUGCUGAUGUAUUUCAUGGAAAUGAAAUAUUAGAAGUUUCAGUCGUCAAUGCUUCAUUAAUGGAUGCACCAAGUAUUUUAUUAGGACGACAGAAAAUACGAUUACAGGCUGGUCAACGAUUUCCAAUUCGAUUUCAAUUCUAUUAUGAUAAGUCACGAGCUGGACCAGGUUAUGGUGGUCGUACAAUGCAAGUACGAAUUACGAAUUAUAACGGUCACUUAUUGUAUAUUAAUGAUAUGCAAACACCAUUAAAACAUAAUGUUAAAAUCGAUGUUAAACGAGUAUGA
Rotaria sp. Silwood1 is the source of this 1569-nucleotide messenger RNA. NCBI's taxonomy places the organism in Eukaryota, Metazoa, Rotifera, Eurotatoria, Philodinida, Philodinidae. The record is from the annotation of a GenBank genome assembly.